Molecule: messenger RNA, 9576 nt
Organism: Procambarus clarkii (red swamp crayfish)
Lineage: Eukaryota; Metazoa; Arthropoda; Malacostraca; Decapoda; Cambaridae
Gene: mop
Product: tyrosine-protein phosphatase non-receptor type protein myopic
Biological process (GO): endocytic recycling; early endosome to late endosome transport; protein transport to vacuole involved in ubiquitin-dependent protein catabolic process via the multivesicular body sorting pathway
Cellular component (GO): endosome
Molecular function (GO): protein tyrosine phosphatase activity; protein binding
Source: RefSeq, a predicted model, not a curated record
AAUUGAUGUCGCUGCAUAUUAUUGGAACUUGUUGACAUUGAAAAUGGAGGCAGUCCCGCGGCUGCCUAUGUUAGGCUUUGAACUUAAAACUAGUGCAGAAAGUGUUGAAUUUGGCCCGAAACUGAGACAGUACAUUCGUGACCAUUAUAAUGAAAAUCCUGAUAGCUACAGUACGGAAAUCCACGAGCUGGAAGCAUUGCGAGCCAGUGCCACCCAUGCUCCACAUGAUUUUACGGGAUGUUCUACUCUCAAGAAAUAUUAUUGCCAGCUGCACUUCCUCCUAUCGAGGUUUCCACUCGGCGAAAAUCCUUCAAUUGCCAUAACAUUCAAUUGGUAUGAUAUAUACUCGAGUGUGGUCUAUAAUGUUAACGACAUCAAAUAUGAGAUGGCAUGCAUUUUGUACAACAUAGGAGCCCUGCACACAGACUUGGGGGCCAUGGAUGCGAGAAACACUCCCGAUGGCAUGAAGAUCAGCUGUACACAUUUUCAGUGUGCAGCCUGGGCCUUCCAGCACCUACGGGAAACUUACCCCCAGCCAAGCGAGUCAGACUUGAGUCCUACAUUGUUGACAUUCAUGUACAAUGUAGCUCUGGCACAAGCUCAAGAGUGCAUCCUUGAAAAGAGCAUGACUGACAAUCGCAAGCCAACCAUUAUUGCAAAAGUUGCUAUGCAAGUUGUUGAAUAUUUAAAAGCAGCAAUGAAGAGUGUUUGGUCUAGCAAAUCAAGUGAUACAGUUGUUACAGACAUUGUUGGAUCCAGAAAGUUAAAGAUGUGGCGGCGCUACUGUGAAUUUAAGAUGUCUUAUCAUGGUGCUGUUGCUUUGCUUUACCAAGGAAUGCAAGCAGAAGAACAGCAGAAAAUGGGAGAGCGACUAGCAUAUUACCAGGCUGCUGUCGAUACUUUGAGCGAGGCUUCAAAAAUUGCCAAAAAUCUCGAGCAACAAGAGGGAGAAAUGCAGAUGCUCAACAAGUCAUCUCAGAGCAUGCGUGAUGUGGAUGCCCGCGAGCUGAUUGCCGAAAGCUUGACAUUUUCAAACGAUGUGAUGGGCGGUAAACUCACAGCUGCACAGAAAGAGAAUGAGUUUGUGUACCACGAGAAAGUACCGCCAAUUUCAUCCCUGCCCGAGGUGAAGGGAGCAUCGCUGGUCAAAGGCAUCCCGUUCAGUGUGACUGAUCCUGAGGUUGCUGGCCAGGAUAUUUUUAUCAAGCUUGUUCCUCUGGAGGCUCACCAGGCAUCUUCCAUGUAUAGUGAGGAAAAGGCAAAGCUACUUCGACGUAUAGGAACCACAAUCCAAGAAAAAAAUGAAGAGCUGGAAACGUACCUGGCAUCUAUGCAAUUAGACUCUCUUGCUUUGGAUUCUGGCUCGGAAAAUCUUCCUCAGGAGCUUAUAGAGUGCUGUGCAGAUUUGAAUGCCAGCAACGGUGUCAAGAAACUUAAAGAUAUCAUGGCGAAAAUUUCCAGCUUUUAUCAUGAUAUUAAUGCAUCGCUAGACGAUAUUAAACGGGUAAUUGAGGAAGAAGAUAUGAAAGAGAAAGAGUUCCUAACCAUGAUGGGGAAGCGUGCCCCCAGCAUGAUAAUAGGAGAACUAAAGCGAGAAGCCAAUAAGUACCGGGAGGCUCACCAGAGUGCACAGGACAACAAUACCGCAUUACACAGGGCCAUUACCACACAUUUGGCCAACCUCCAGUUACUAUGCAAUCCUUUGGAUCAAGUGGCAGCAGCAAUACCUUCAGUUGCUAGUGUUGAAGUUCAGGGUGACCCAACAGCAAAGCAAGAAGUAAAACGUCUUCUUGGAAAAGUGAGCGAGAUGCAAGCCCAGCGUGCAAAAUGGGAGAGUCAGUUACGCUCUGAUAUUCAGGACGACGACGUCACCAAGCAACUGGUUACAAGUCAGGAUGACAAGGAAGAUUUCUUCAAAAAUGAGCUGAAGAAACAUGACAAACUGGUGUCUUUGCUUGAUCAAAACAUGGCUGCGCAGGCAAACAUCCUCCAGGCGCUCUCGGAAGCCAAUGCUGCAUUUGCUACAACUCGCCGGCUAACAAAUCAAGUUCAGGCACAGAGAACAGAAACAAUUUCAUCACUUCUGGCAUCAUACAAUGCCUAUCUAAAUAUCUUAAAAAAGGCUGAAGAUGCUCAAGAAUUUUAUCAUAAAUUGGAAGGGCAGGUGAACAAGCUUGCAUCUCGAGUCAAAUCUGUUUGUCGCGUGCAAGAUGAGGAGCGUGAAGAUGUUCUCUCUGCAAAUGUUAAAAAGUUUACUGGAGGCUCUGUGGUACCUAAAACUGGUGGACCAUCUAUGCCUGGCAAGAGUUCAAACUUGGAUGCAGGUGUAAGUACUGCCAGUGGACCAAAGCUUAAAGAUUUCUUGCAGCACAUGAAAGGUGGAGGUAUGAGCAUAAGCAGUGGGAUGCUUCCAGGUGUAAUACCUGCUGCAACUCCCCAAAUUCAGCCAGGAAUACCAGGUUAUGGAUAUAGUGAUCCAAGUGGCUCUUAUACUAGUAGUAUGCGUCCUGCACCUUUAGGCUCUGAGCAAAAUGACCCACUAACCUCUUGCAGUGGUCAGGGGGUGGGCAGCUAUACAGGAAGUUACUCUAGCCAAGCUUCUGCAUACCGUCCCUCUGCACCCUCGCCAGCACCAUCUCCAGCCCCAUUAAGUGCUGCAUCGCCUUACAAAACUCCCGUCACUGCAGCACCCCAUAGCGCACACGGUCAGUAUUACCCUCAGCAGGGUGGGACUCCAACCUACUCUGCAAAUGCAGGUGUUACUGGUUAUCCUCCAGUACCGAGCUCAACUCCCAUGUCAUCCACUCAAUCUGCAGCUUAUUCUAGUGCUUUAAAUGCCCCAUCGACUGGUACCACUACAGUCAGUCAACCAAUUAAUUAUCCAGUAUCACAAGCUGGAACUCGACACCCUCAUCAGUAUGGCUAUAAUGUGCCAUACCAACAUUAUGGUUACCAGAAUGUCCCAGGAAUGACACAUGCAACACCAGCUGUGCCAUCUAGUGUCCAUAGUCCUCACGGUAUGCCUCAGGGAUCUCCAAUUCAUGGCGGCACGGCUGAUGGAUGUGACAAAUCGGUUUCCCGCUUACCUCAGUAUGGGUAUGGUCCAGGCUAUUCGGUGACUUCUUCUUCAAAUUUUAAUGUGAAUACUGUUACUUCAAUGGCAAGUGGGAGUAUUUGCAGUAGUACUUCCAGUGGAUCCACUCCUCAGAUGUCUCGUCCUGUAUCAACAGGACAAACUAGUAAUAUGUCUCAAGGCUAUUAUGGUUACUACCCACAGCAGCAGAGUACUACUUCCACACCCAGCAUUCCUACAACUGCACCAGUAUCAACUUCCCAAGUUGGUACUCAGCCUACACCAACAAGCACGCAAGCCUAUCCACAGUAUCCCUAUCAGUAUCCACAAACCCAAGCAAAUACAGCAGUUUCAGCUAUGUACAAUCAGGCAGGUUCAAACCAGUUUAGCUAUGUGAACCAAGAUGGGUCGUCUUACAAAGGACAGACAGCUACCACUCAAGCAUCUAAUUUAUAUUCUAAUCAAGGAGUUAACUAUUCUUCAGCAUCAUAUUCAAGUCCAGUAUACAAUGCUGGAGUUUACUCGUCACAACCAUCCACAAUGUCGAGUGUUCAGUCUGGAGGAAUAUUGCCAACAACAAAUACUCUAGCAUAUGCGUCGCAGGGAGGAAGUCAGUGGAACAUGUAUUCUAGCUAUCCUCAGGCAGGCAUAUCAUCUAGUAGCACCAGUCAGGCUGGCACUGCUCAUACAGUGACCAGCAUGUCUAGUGCAUCAAGUUCAACACAUAGUGAGAAGAUUACUGCUGAUGGUAUGAAACUAACAACUACAACUCAAAAUAGUUUGCCAGGCGGUAGCCAGAUGGCACAGACUCCUAGCCAGUACAGUCAAGCCAGGGAGUUCAACCAAAGUUAUAAUCAGUCAAUGAUGUGGGCUCAGUAUGGUGAUCAACAACAGUAUCAACAUCCACAACAGAAUCCUUCACCAUCAUUACAACAGUAUCCUCAGCAGCAGCUUCAUCCUCGGCAAACACAGCAUCCUCUGCAGCCACAACCUCCUCAACCACCACAACAGCCUCUGAAGCCACAACCACCUCAACCACCACAACAGCCUCUGCAACCACAACCACCUCAACCACCGCAACAGCCUCUGCAGCCCCAGCCAUUACAGGCACUGAGUAAGCAGGGAGCAAACGCAUCAAGUGUGUCAACAGGGGCCUCUGUGUCAUCUGUGACUACUGGCAUCUCCAAUUUGGACCUCUUAUCUGGUAUAGAGUUAACAUCUCCUCCAACAUCCCAGUGGUCACCUCUAACUCCGCAACCAGCAGGCACAAGACAAUCGUCGGAGUCGACAAGUAGCGGUGGGGGAUCCUCGGCUCAGUCGGGUGCUGCUCCUGACAUCACCUCUACUGCCGCUGCAACCAGCCAGAUAACACCAGUCACUGGAGGCAACUUGCCCAACGUUGUGUCAAGUAACACUGCUGCCUUAAACACUGCAACGAACACCUCGGCCACGGUCUCCUCCAGCAUCCUUGAUCUCGCUGUUCUGGCCAAGAAUCGAAAGCCAACAGUAGUGGAUCCACUAUCUGAUGAUGAAAAGCUUCAGAAGCUAGCUGAUGAAACAGAACGAUUGAGCAAGAUUGUUGAAGGUCUGGAUCGAAAGUCUCUAAAUGGACCAACAAACUUGGAACUAAAAUGGAAGGAGCUUGUGGAAGUAGUGGAGAAGGAAUGCGGAGAACUGAAAGUAUCGGUUGCUCGGUGCUACCCUUUGAAGAAUAGAUUUGCAGAUAUCCUUCCAUACGACCACACUAGAGUAACGCUUCCAUCUGCUAGAGACGACUACAUCAAUGCCUCUUUUGUUCAGCUGAAGUCAACGGAGGAGAGCUUUCCUCUGAUCCUCACGCAGGCACCAAUGUCAGCCACGUGUGUUGACUUUUGGACAAUGGUCUGGGAGCAGCAAGUAGAAAUCAUUGUUUGCCUCAACUCAGAUGCAGAGGUAAAAGGCCAAGUUUAUCUGCCAAGUGAGACAGCCUCCAGUGUAGACUAUGGCCAUUUCAUUGUUGUGCUGCAUAGUUGUCGUCAGGCUGGCUCUCCAGUUUCAUUACAGCGCGUCCUUCAUGUUACACAACGCACUUCCAAAGUAACUCGCGUGAUUAUUCAUCUUCAGUUCUUAGGAUGGCCUCCCAGUGCCAUGCCAGAAAAUCCAAGCUUAUUACUACAGUUUCUGGUCGAAGUUCAUACAUUUCAGCGGCAGCAGAGAAAUAAGCUUCGACCUAUUCUGAUUCACUGUGUUCCAGGCCUGGGCAGAUCUGGGGUUCUUACAGUUCUUUCAGCUUUCAUGAAAGAAAUUCAUUCCAGUGGCAACUUGCUGGACUUGACAUCACUGGUGGUGGAGCUGAGCAGACAGCGACGGGGUGGAGUCCAAGAUAAGGAGCAUCUCCAUUUUCUCUUCUCGGCAGCUCUCUAUUAUGCCCAAGAUGUGCUUAUGAAACGGGGAAUCCUGACCAAUAAGGCCACAUUUGAGGAAGGUCCACGAGAAAAGACCCACGUGCGGCACCCGUCGGCUGAUCUGCUCUCCUCGUACGACUUGUCACGGCUUAAGAGCAAGCUCGGUCUAGAUCAGGAAGGUGGCAGAUUCGGAAGUGAAGAUGAGCAUUCACGCAGCAAUUCUGCUGCGUCCCUGCUCAGUAAUGGCUCCUCUACUAGUGUGGAACAGUUGAAGGAUGUACAGAAAGACCAGGAUAAAGAAACUGUAGCUUUGAUAGCUCCAUCAGGGGUCUCCAGUGGUGGUGGUGGUGGUGAAGUUGAGGCAGAUGGCAGUGUAGGUAGUUCUGGUGGCAGUGCCUUGGACAUUAAUUCUAGUAAUCAACCAGCUAAGAGUACAGGUAGUGGAAUUUUAGAUGCCAAUUUUUCGUCUCUUCCUCCAAGUCUAGCAGCUAGUUUAGAUCCACAGCAAUUUAAACUGGACCCUCCGAUACCAGGAAAGCCAAAUAAGAUUACGAAAGAUAGCUUUGAAAAUCCAAGCGGGGCUUUGAAAAAGACUGAUGAUCCAGCUGAUCCAUUUAGUGGCCUGGACCCUCUUUGGUCACACAAAAGGUCAUAGUUAUAGUUAGACUGUUGUUGCUUUUUAAAAUAUUAGUUUUAAAAAUGGCUGUAACUGUCCAUAGUUACUUAUUUUAUGUGAUGGUUAACAUGAUACUUUAUAAUAAAUGCAUAUCAAAUUUUCAUGUAUACUGGUAUAAUGUAAUAAAUAUUUAGCUUUAAAUAUCCUGUAGUUGAAGAAAUUUAUUAUGCCUGUAAUUAUUGUUGUAGCGAUUGCAGUUGUACUUGUAAUAUGAUAAAAAGUGCAUAAUUCUACAUAUAUUUUUAUGGCAGUGAUAUUUAUAAUUGUUCCUAAAAAGUGCAAUUUAAUAGUGAUGCUAGCUGCUUUGUUAAUUGAGCAAACAUCCAUAAUACAUGUAGAGAAAUUACAUUGUUCAAAAGUCAUACCAAUUUGGUGCUCUGCUUGAUAAAACUUGCGCAUUGCUUGCCGGUAAUUAUUCCUUUAACCCAAUUAUGAAAGCUGUUUAUUGAGAUUAGACAUAAAUUUAUACAGACAAACUACUUGUUUUGAUAAAACAGGCCAUAAUUGUUAGAAAAGAUAAAGGAUUACAGUACUUUUAUUAUAGUUUUAUCAGAAGAAGUGAUCCUCAAAAUUUUCAUGAUUGUAAUCUUUCGAUUCUGGUUUACUUGCAUGACAUACCAAUGGUAUAUACUGUACUAUGUACAGUAUAUACCAUUAUACUAUAUACAGUAUAUACCAAUGGUAUAUACUGUAGGAAGGAAAGGGAAUUAUCAGGGGGAAGCACCGAACCAUUACGACUAUAUAGCACUUGGAAGGGAUCAAGAUAACGAUUUGGGAUGGGAUGGAAGGAAGGAAUGGUGCCCAACCACUUGGACGGUUGAGGAUUGAAUGCCGAUCUGCAUGAAGCAAGACCGUCGUUCUACCAUCGAGGUCUAUAGCCUAUUAUUUUGCAUCCGUCCAUCCAAGUGGUUGGGCUACUGUAGUAGGAGCUUACAAUAAUGUGGUGGAGGUUGCAAUGGAGGGCCUAUUUGGACCAAGUUCAGGUGCUACAGAAGUUUCUAGUAUUUAAAAUAGAACUUAGUUAUGUGCAUUAAGAGGAUACUUGAUGGUAUGAUACUUGGAAGCCUUUAAAUGAUAAUAUAGGAUUAAACUUAUUGUAAGGAUCAGUUCUCAUGUAUGCUAAAAUUUGCUUGAUUACUAUUGCAAUAUACCCUGUACUGUACUAUACUGUAGUCUGUUCAAUCUUAAUUCAGUACUCGGUAACCUAAUUUAACAUCGUGAACAUUUUCAGCAUUUUGGCAUGCAGUGGAAUGAGGAAUUGUAAUACUGUAGGCUAUAAAUGAUCCAUGACGCAAGGCAGCAAAGAUUUCAGUAUGUUCCUCAGUCUGGAUACAAUGUAAUUGGUGGUGACAUGAGAUUAAACUAUGGUGCAACUGCAUUUAGUGAGAAAGUGGGUUAUGGAUACAGUAAAAUUUGGUUAUUUAGAGCUAUUUUUAAUUGAUACAUUUGUAAUUUUGUAAUUAUGUAAAUGAAUAUACAGUAGUGUGAUUUAGUGAAAUUAUCUUUAAAUGUAAACAAAUCUGAGGCAAGAAAGUUUAUUCGGAUCAUAUUGAAUAGUUAAUCAUUUACUAUUUAUUUACAUUAUUUAAGUACGGUAGUAAUUUUACUAAUUUAUUUAUGAAGCAAAUGGUGCAUUAUGUUUUAUGGCAAGAAUUUGCCCUCAUAUAAUUAAUUUAAUAUUAGCAAUGUAUUCAGUGCUUGUGAUUGUCUGUAAAGUGUGGAAUAAUACUGUACUGGCAAUGAUCAAAACUCGGUAAUGCUGUGGUGAGAUGUGGAGACAAUAAAUUUAAGAUCCAGACAUUCUUGUAAACCCUUUGAGAAUUUUUGUUUAACCACUUGGUGACUCGGAUACUUUUGAUAUCGUUUGCCUUAUGGGUUUUUGUUCUCGUAUUGGCAUCCUUGGUGAUAUUUAGCGCCCUCUGAUUAUUUUGCGUAUUUGAUGGUGCUACAUAGCCUUCCCGGUUUGGUGCCUUCUUUUGAUAAUUACUUACUUUUGUUUAACCAUACUAGAUUGUAUUAGGAAUUGACCAGCUAAACCAAAUACUGUCCAUAUAUUAAAAGAAUCAAGUGAAUAAACAAAAUUUACAUGUCUGUAAUUAAAAAAAAAUUGUACAUUGACUGGUAUAUGAAGAUGACUUCUGGAGGAAAAACAUUAUCACAAUAUAACCAAACAUUUACUUGUCUACAACACAAGGUAGACCCAUUGUCUUUAUGAACAAAAUGUGUGUUGUAUUGCAAUUAAUUUUUCUUGGGUAUAAUGUAUAUCAUUUUAAAGAUAAUUAUGGAUCUAAAGAAUAUUAGGUACCUGACAGUGUUUAACAUAUUUGGAAGCAGAUUUGAUAGCAAGAAUGUCUAUAGUUUUUCUUUUUAAUUGAUGCAGCCAGUCAUUUCAAGUACAGGGUAUGUAUGCUGCACCCUAUAGUGUUUAUGUAUUCUUUAGUUUAUUUAUUACCUUUGACAUUUGUAAUAUUGGCAAAGCACAUGAGUCUGUUUAGGAGAUAUCAUACCACAUUGCCUUUGGGAAACUAGUGAAGUGAUUAUUAUGUCUGCUCUUUAACAAAUUUGUUUGGGAAAUGCUGUAUGAGGACUUUUUAUUUUUUUUUCAAACUAUAUUUGCUUUUAAACGUUUUAUUUCCAAGUAAACUUAUAAUUUUGCAAGUACAGUACAGUAUUUUCACACCCUAAAAUGCUCUAUAAAAACAAAUGUACCAUUCACAGCAUUGUUUAAUGUAUAAAAAAGGCAUAAAUGUAUGCAAAGCUCUGAAAUAUGUAUAAUAGCAUGAAUUCCUAACCAUUGUUCUUUUAUUGCAUAAUGGAUAUGCAUUUUUGCCUCUGAUUUUUUUUUUAUUCAUAUGGUACAUAUGCACAUAUGUAACUAUGCAUACUACAUUGUACAUGGUUGAGUUACAGGUAGGGGCUGAUUAUUAUAUUAUUGAACCAAUCUAUGAAUUUAAAUCUUAUAAUAUUAAAAGGUUGUAAGGUAGUUAAGUUAAUGUUGAAAAUAUCCGAUCUACAUUAACUUGAGGAUACCGUACAUGGCUCUUGCGUGUGUGUGUGUUUUAUGGCUUGUGUGUGACCUGCAAUCAUUGUAUCGUAUUGAGGUGUUGAACUGAUCUAAUUUUAGUUCUUAUGAAUCUGAGCUUUAACAGCGAAUACGUCGUUGCCAAUCUGGGUCACUAAGCUUCUAAAUAUUGUACAUAUGAACACGAAACAAUUAUGCUAUAAAAUACAUUAAAAUCAAUCCAAGAGGUUUUUAUUGUAUUGCUGUAUUAAGGUUUAAUAAUUUUUUGUCAGUGACAAUGUCUUCUCGGCAACAUGUUUGUUGUUGUUUCAGGAAUGCAUCUUCAUUUUUUGUUAAGCAGUGAUUAUUCACAGAACUUAAGUCUUUAGCAACUAGAUAUGUACCAUAUGAUACUUGUAAUCAGUAAACAGAUGCAAUGUCA